GAAUCACGACUUUGCAGGCUGACAGGAGGCUUGAGUUGCAGCUGCAGUGCUGUGGGCGGAGCAGGCAGCUCCAGGCCUCUCUGUACCAUUGGGUGCGCUGGGAGCGCUCGCAGCCAAUCUCGGUUGAACAGUGGCAAGUUCUUCCCAAGCCCUACUUGAACUCUGCCAAAUGUGCAGAUGAGUUUUAGGAAAGUUUCGAGUUCACAAAGUCAAGUUCCCUUCCCCUCCCCCCAAAACAGUCUAUUUUAGAUCGUAUCUUUCGUAUUUGCAUCCUCGUUGUUCAAAAAACAAAACAAAGCGAAGGGGGUGAUUGCACAAUGUAUACCGCGGGACUAGCUCCGUAUUACGCCAGUAAUUUCAGUCUCUGGUCUGCCUACUGCUCGAAUGGCUUGUUGGAUUCGGUGAAGAAGCCUUCGUUUUGCAUCGCGGACAUUCUGCAUCUGAGCGACAGUGAGAACAUGCCGACCGGCCCGCCGACUCUGGCUGGAUCAUCGGCCAUCGUAGCUCACAUGAGUGGACACCACAGCUUACAGCCGUCGGGCUCGCCUCUGCGCCCCACGCCCGUGGCCCCGGACCAUAUGGGCGGCUUCGCUCAGAGACCUUCGCCCGCCUCCCCCUACCAUCGAGCGCCGGCCAUCUGCACUUCUUCGCCCCGGAUUCAGCUGGCAGCCGGCUCGGUGCAUCAGCUUCCCGCGCCCUCCAGCAAGGACCUUAAGUUCGGCAUUGACCGCAUCCUGUCCGCCGAUACUGACUUUAAAAUCAAGGAAUGCAACACUUUACGAGAUCUCACCUCUCUCAUGGGCCCAAGUCGGCGGCCCGGAAUCCACCUCUCCGUGCACAGUUCUGCCAACCAGUUCUUUGCGUCGCUGGACCCCGGACUUGGUGAGCCUCCCUCUGUUUUGAACUCCAGAAGCUCGCACCAGCAACAUUAUCAGGAUUCUUUUCCAGCAGGGCCUUACGCUGUUCUAACGAAGGACACAAUGCCACAGACGUACAAAAGGAAGCGGUCUUGGUCCAGAGCUGUAUUCUCUAAUCUGCAGAGAAAGGGUCUGGAGAAAAGAUUUGAGAUUCAGAAGUAUGUGACGAAACCUGACAGGAAGCAACUGGCGGCGAUGCUGGGGUUGACAGAUGCCCAGGUGAAGGUGUGGUUUCAAAACCGGCGGAUGAAGUGGAGGCACUCGAAGGAAGCUCAGGCGCAGAAGGACAAGGAGAAGGAAGCAGUGGAGAAGCCAGCCUCUGUGGAGGGGGAACAGCGAGUGAGGGAGAAUCAGAGCGACAGUGAGAAAAGUGACUCUGAAUCCACUGACCUGAACGAGAAAGACAUCGAGGUGAACGACGCAGCAGAUCUCAAGCCCACCGUCAUUAGAUCGGGUCUCGGUCCCUUAAGUACUGCAGUACCACAGCAAAGCCUCACACCCGAACCAAGUGCCCCGGCGUCUCCAACGCAAAUCUUGCUAUAAAUGUGAACAUUAUUUUACCACCCCCUCCCCAAAGGGAUUGCCACGAGGUAAAGGACAUUUCAGAAGAAAUUAAUAAGUUAUAUUAUUGCGAAAUGAAGUCGAAAAGAGACCACAUUCAACUUCCUACGUGUAAAUUGCAAAUAUGUAAAUAUUGUUUGACACUUUAAAUCAUAUGUCUUGUUUAAAAAAGGAUAUCAUUGGAAAGUGAAUGUUCUUGUAUUAUAAGUUUUAAUGAUAUGAUAUUGAUUUUUCAUUUGAUUUUCAUCAAAUUUCAUUUGAUAUUGAUUUUCAUAGCUGGAUUUUUUAGAGGCCCAGGAUCUAUAAACACCCACCACCUCGUUCGAGCUACCACUGUGUAUUAAUAUUCAGAAUAACGAGUCUUUGCUUUUUCAAGGUCUGUUUACCCAGUGAUGUCCAAUAUUUCCUUUCAAUGCCGGCUGAUUCAAAAUAUUGCACUGAUCGUAAAUACAUCUAAUAAAAUGGGUAUACUGGUUUAAAGGACGCUUCGCUGUACUAGUUGGCCUUUUGCCAUCUUAUGAUUUCCCCAAAUAUACCUGUUACCUGACCGCCAAAUUUAUUAUUAAACGUUUCCCAAUGUACAUUC
Messenger RNA from Leucoraja erinaceus (little skate), 2064 nucleotides. RefSeq names its product H2.0-like homeo box 1 (Drosophila) (gene hlx1). Gene Ontology annotation, molecular function: sequence-specific DNA binding; DNA-binding transcription factor activity, RNA polymerase II-specific. The coding region runs from base 318 to 1460 and encodes 380 amino acids. NCBI's taxonomy places the organism in Eukaryota, Metazoa, Chordata, Chondrichthyes, Rajiformes, Rajidae. The transcript has 4 exons. Gene Ontology annotation, biological process: regulation of DNA-templated transcription. The record is from RefSeq and is a predicted model, not a curated record.